This is a messenger RNA of Lolium rigidum, 3188 nucleotides long. RefSeq lists its product as uncharacterized. The record is from RefSeq and is a predicted model, not a curated record. The transcript has 2 exons. NCBI's taxonomy places the organism in Eukaryota, Viridiplantae, Streptophyta, Magnoliopsida, Poales, Poaceae. The coding region runs from base 1 to 846 and encodes 281 amino acids. Gene Ontology annotation, molecular function: sequence-specific DNA binding. Gene Ontology annotation, biological process: DNA-templated transcription.
AUGCCGUUCCUGAGCCCCCUCCCCGGCGACGACGACGAGGACUACUACUACGGCUACGACGCCGGGUACCGCCGCGGCAGCGGCGGCGCGACCGGGAAGAGCGCCAAGAAGGACAAGGGCAUCUUCUCCUGCCUCCCCUGCUUCAUCCCCAUCUCGCCGGGAGCGGUGGACCCGGCGGCGUACCGCCGCCUCCUCUCCUCCGACUCCAGCGACAGCGACAACGUCGGCGCCGUCGACCUCACCGCCGACCUCGCGCGCCUCCGCCUGCGCUACUCCCGCCUCGCCGCCGGCCCGCCCGUCCGCCCGCGCGACGUCCCCGCCCUCAUCGCCCGCCCGGACGACCCGCCGCUCGCCGUCGCCGCGCUCUCCUGGCUCGGCGGCGACCUCCGCCCCUCCUGCAUCCUCCGCACCCUCCUCCCGGCGCUGUUCCCCUCGCUCCCGCCCCACGCCCGCGACGCGCUCUCCGCCGCCGCGCGCCGCCUCCAGGCCCGCGAGGCCGCGCUCGACGGCGAGGUGGCCGAGUACCAGGCCACCUACGCCGUCAAGCUGGCGUGCGAGAAGACCAAGGAGGGCUUCGCCGACACGGCCGCCGAGGAGGUCUGCAAGAUGGCACGCGCCGCGCGCCGGGCCGACAAGCUGCGCUGGCGCGCCGUGGAGGCCGCCGUCAAGGAGGUGCUCGCGCCCGCGCAGGCCAAGGAGUUCCUCAAGGCCGUCGAGGACGUCGCCGCCAAGGUCGGCCGCCACGGCACCAGGUGGCACGCGCGCGCUGGGCCCCUCUCGGUGCCCGCCGAGGCCUUCGACCGCAUGCGCGCCAAUGCCAGGGCAGCCGCGGAUGAUGCGUGGUGACCUGACCUCCCGGCAAUGCCCGCUUCUCUGAUGACUCAAGUCUGGGAGGAUUGCUUCUGACUGUUGUUGGAGAGGAGAAUCGGUCUCGCUUAUCUGACGCAGCUAAUGUUCAGGAGAAAAUCGACGCAUGUACAUGGUGAGCUUCAGAUAGUUUUACUUGACCAGGAGAUGGGUGUUUGCUUCAGUUCUUGUUCAGUCCAUUCCGUGUUUACCUAAAGAAGAGGUUUAUAUCUGCAUCGACAACAGUUUUGAACUCUUGUGAAUGCUUAUUUUUGGAGGAAUGUGUCAAGAGAUGGUAGUUAUAUGAGACAGUUGAAGUAUUUCAAUCUCUUUGGCUUGGGCUGUUACAGAUACAAGGGUUGCUUUAUGAGUUUUGCCGUUUUGGAUGAGUUUGAAAAGGUUUGGCUUACUCUAUUACUGUGGCCUGCUGUUUCUCUGCCUUUGGAGAAAUGUGUUUUCUGAAUUCAUGUCAUCCUGAACAAUUUUGAGUCGAUGUGCCUAAGGAUCUUUGCGACGGUUCAGUCUAUGUAGGAGAAGCUGUCAUAGGGAAAUAUAUAAACGGAUAUAGUCAAAUCAAGAGACAGGCAGUUGCAUAUGUACAUACCUUGUACCUUCAAAAUUACUGCAUCUGUUGAAAGUUUGGAUAUAUCUCGGUCAGUUCUUUUCAGUCCACUGUGUGUUUACUCCAAGAGAAUUACAUCUGAAUCGACAGAAGUUGUGAAUUGGAUGGACAGUGCUUGUGCUGCCAUCUUUGAAGGAAUGUGGCAAUGAUCUGACUUGGGCUGUUACAGAUGGAAGCGUUUUUAUGAGUUUUGACAAGAUUUAUCUUACUCUGUUAACUGUAGCAUGUUGUUUCUCUGCCCUUUGGAGCUACGGUUUUUUCCGAAUUCAUGUCGUCUCAGUCGACACACCUAAGGAUCACUGUGACAGUUCGGUUCGAUGUAGGAGAAGCUGUCAUUAUAGGGAUAUAUGGGAAUGGCAGUUGCACAUGUACAUACCUUGUUACAUUCGAUUUGUUGAAGGUUUGGAUAUGCUAGUGAAUUGGGAAAAAAGUGAGGCUGCCUGUACAACCCAAAAGAAGUUUGAUAAGCCAUGCGUGUUUUGCAAAUAUUAUCCGUGUUUGGUGGAAUGGCAGUCUUUGCUGUAAGUCUGCACAGUACCUUUGUGGCCCAUGGCAGCGUUGAUCUGAUUCCUCUGUCCCGUUUGAAUUUCCAUGGCACAGUUCUUGGAAGAAAGGUCCCGUUUGAUCUUAUUCAUCGUUGUGCUCCACCAAAAUCCCUUCACAACCCCUGUGACGCGCUACAUCCACAUGUUCGACUCGGAGACCUGGAAAUGGGACACCAAGCCCGUCAAUUCACCAGAAAGCUACUCCUACAAUAUUACAGACAAGGUGUUCACAAUCGGAGGAAGAUAUGGCUCAAUGGGAUGGGUCGACUUCUGGCAUGGUAUCUUCAUCUAUGAUGUUAUCCUGGGUGGCAACACGAUCAGUUACAAAGAAUUGCCAUCGUCGGGGCUCCCUGCUCUUAAAGGCUUGGGUUGCACUGUUGGAGACAUCGUCAUGGUCAAUGGCUUCAUCGGGUACUUGAGUAUGUUUAUCGAUAAGGGGCGCUUUAUUACUUGAGUAUGUACAGCCCAGGCGUUGACACUACCAACGUCAGUGGAGAUUGGGUUGCUUAUGCAUGGAGGAUGAAGUAUCCUUUGCAGGAUUGGCAGCAGGACUGCCACUUCAGAGCUUCUGAGAUCAUGGGCAACCAGAAGCAUUCUGGACGGCUGCAGGAUAAGCCAGAAGGUGUGGAGAAGCCAGUCUUGAUGCUCUGUGCAGGUAGUCCUGUUCUUAGCCUGCAUAAUGUUGAUGUGGUUUACAUCCUGACAAAGCCUAUGUACAAUGAUGACAUGGCAUGGGUGCAUGCUGUCAACAUGAGCAUCAGUGCGGAAAGAACUGUUGGUUUCAUGUUCACAUACACUCAAAGUAGUAUCUUGAAGCCAAAGGUUAUCGAGGUAAAAGAAGAUAACCAUGAGAAUGAAGAGGACUUAUGGACUCUUGUUUCAUGAAAGAAGAAGCAUGGUGCUCCAGCAGGUAAUUAUGUUAUGCCAGUGCAUUUUUUUCGAAAUGGGGAUAUACCCCGGCUUCGGCAUCAUGAUGAUGCACGCGGCCUUUUAUUAAAAAAAUAGUUCAAACAAAGGUAUCGUUUACAACGCACGCAUGACCAAGAAUUGAUACAAAAAUCAACCCUUGCUAAGGACGGUGGAUAAAAGAAAAACUCAUCAACAAAGCCUUCUAGUGUGCCGCCAACCAGCCUGGCACAAGAUAUCCCGAGCGACCAUCAGGAGCCGUGUGCAUC